Balaenoptera acutorostrata (minke whale) is the source of this 759-nucleotide messenger RNA. RefSeq names its product single-pass membrane protein with coiled-coil domains 3 (gene SMCO3). The record is from RefSeq and is a predicted model, not a curated record. Bases 82 to 759 code for a protein of 225 amino acids. The transcript is spliced from 2 exons. NCBI's taxonomy places the organism in Eukaryota, Metazoa, Chordata, Mammalia, Artiodactyla, Balaenopteridae.
GAAAAAGCACUGCAACAAUACUCCCCAACAACUGCUGGGACCACUGAACUCAGAAACACGGCAAGAGAUCAUAUUUGAAAUAUGGCUCAAAGUGACUUCCUCUACCCAGAGAACCCAAAAAGGCGGCAAGAAGUAAAUCGUCUUCACCAGGAGCUCCUUGACUGCUUAUCUGACAGCUUCCAUGCCACCAAUAAGCUGAUUGGGGUUUUAAAUACGCACUUAGGGUGCAGGCUGGCCUCCACUGAAAUGAAAAGAGAUGCGACCAUCAAAGAAAACUGUGAUAUCAUCAUCCAAGCCAUGAUGAAGAUCCAAAAAGAAUUGCAAAAGGUUGAUGAAGCACUAAAAGAUAAACUAGAGCCAACCCUUUAUAGAAAACUUCAGGAUAUUAAGGAAAAAGAAACCGAGAAAAUUGCAAUAGUACAAAAGGUUAUUUCAGUCAUCCUGGGAGAAGCUACUUCUGCUGCCAGUGCAGUGGCUGUUAAACUCGUGGGCUCAAACAUCACAACUGGCAUAAUUAACAAGUUGGUCACUGUGUUAGCUCAAAUUGGUGCUUCUCUCCUUGGUAGCAUAGGAGUUGCUGUUCUUGGCCUUGGCAUAGAUAUGAUCUUCCGUGCCAUCCUGGGAGCAGUGGAGAAAACACAGCUUCAAGAAGCCAUCAAAAGUUAUGAGAAGCAUCUGGUGGAAUUCAAGUCAGCCUCAGAAAAAUAUCAUCAUGCCAUUAUCGAGGUCACCAACACAGUGAAACACCAGAUGAAAUAA